Molecule: messenger RNA, 1302 nt
Organism: Giardia duodenalis
Lineage: Eukaryota; Fornicata; Diplomonadida; Hexamitidae
Exons: 1
Coding region: 1-1302 (433 amino acids)
Source: RefSeq, a predicted model, not a curated record
AUGCUUUCAGAACUGGCAGAUAUCUUUAGUGCGUAUAAAGAAGUAGACGAACUCAAUAGCAUAACAGAGAAGUUUGGCAUACUCGCAGAGCAAGUGGCCACUGCAGGUUUUGGACUUUUCGGAGUGGCUACCCUUCAGGCUAUUGCCCAAAUCACCAUGAAGGUCUUUCAUCAUCUUAAGGAAGAUGAUUCCGAGCGCAUGCUCCUCCUUUUGCUCAAGCAUGGUCUCCUGACACGAGAAAUCCUUAUCUAUCUUAUCUCAAAUACUACAACUUCGCUCACCUCUUUCCUAUCUAAGCAUAUCUCUGACGUACAGCGACUACCACCUCACCAACGGGCCCUUUUACUCAAGUAUGCUGCGCUGUCCCACAGAUGUGAUCAUCCUCGUCUGGACGAAGACCUCUUCAGAGCCAUCAGUCUUCUCUUCAUCGGUGGAUGCACUGUUGGCCCUCACGCGACUUUGCGAAAUCUUUUUCUAAGUGGGGCGUGUAACCAUAAGACGCGCUAUGGAGAUUGUCUGGGAUCUCGACUCAUUGAUGAGUGUAUUGCCGCAGAAACAUCUAGAGGUGUGCAUUCGCGCAACAUUAUACUUAGUUUAACUGAGAACUACUUUCUUGGUACUCAUGAUAAGCAGGAAAAUCGGUCUAUACUCGACUCCAUAUAUUUUCUACUAAAGGAUGCUGAUCACGAUGGUGUAUGGAAGGAUAUUACCAUGUUACCUCCAGUGACCAUGUACAUAGAUCUCAGAUCACAAGAUAACUUUCAUAGACACCUCCAUCUGCGCUUUAUGCAGAAUGAGAUCAGCAUCUAUAUGUUAGCGUGCGCACUUUCCCAUUGUAACGACAUUCCAGAAGUAAUAUCAAAUGUAUUUUCUAAUACAUUCACCCUGCUUCCAAGUGAUCUCGCCAAAUCUGCCGUUAUAUCGCUUGUAACCAACAGUACUGAUGACCUGUUAGAAACUGACUUGAGUACUGCACAAUCAUUGGACAAACUGCUGCUUAAUCUGCCAAGUACACUGCAAGGUGAACCAGAGAUUAAAAGAAUGACGCUACAAAGACCAAUUUAUCCCACUGACAUGGCGCCGCUUGAAGAUAACAAUUCAUCGAUAGGUAGCAUUAACAAUCACGUUUUAGAGCAACAAGUCGAAGAAGAUUAUUCUAGCUUGAUUGCGAGUACUGCAGAUGAUAGCUUCAAACAGUUCGUCUCUUCCUAUCAUUAUAACUAUCUUUUCAUAGCAGGAAGCCUUCACGGCCUUGAUGAAAACUUCUUUACUGAAGCCGCUGCCUUCAUUUAUGCUUCUUAA